This is a messenger RNA of Ananas comosus (pineapple), 2582 nucleotides long. Its product is annotated as rust resistance kinase Lr10-like. The record is from RefSeq and is a predicted model, not a curated record. Gene Ontology annotation, biological process: protein phosphorylation. NCBI's taxonomy places the organism in Eukaryota, Viridiplantae, Streptophyta, Magnoliopsida, Poales, Bromeliaceae. Gene Ontology annotation, molecular function: polysaccharide binding; protein kinase activity; ATP binding. The coding region runs from base 1 to 2370 and encodes 789 amino acids. The transcript has 5 exons.
AUGUCUAUGUGUGGUGUUUGGAAAAUUGGAGAGAAUAUGGAUUUCGUCGCAAAUCGGCGACCAUAUCGGGUGAAACAAAAUCGUAAGUUCGAUGCCUCGGUCGUACUGAACGCACUGGCGCAGUCCGUUCGAAAAUUCGACAUACGGAUCGCUAGAUAUCACGCGUUUUUGGGACCUCAGAUACCAACCACCAAGUUCUUUGCCACUUGCGUUACGUAUAGUCAGUAUAUUGCUCUCCAUCUCGUCGCCCUAAACGUCGUCCCCUCCCUCGUCGGCCUCCUCGGCCACGACAUCGCCGACAUCGCCGUUGACGUCGUCUCCCUCCUCACCGACCUCACCGACGCCGACGUCCUCGGCGACCACAACGACCCCACGCACGCCCUCGUCACCGCCCUCGUCAACAACAACGCCCUCAAGCUUCUCGUCCAGAAACUCACCCGCCUUUCCGAGGUCGACCCCGACGAGGUUCUUCUCCCUCGCCGAUUUGCAAUGCCUCCUAGGCUUGUUGCUUUUCUCCUAGCUCUCUUUCUCCUUGCUGCAGGACGAAACAUAGUUGCCUCAGGAAAUGAUGAUGAUGAUGACGAUUUCUUCAAGAAAUGCCCACCUUCGAGGUGCGCAGAAGGCGGCCUGGAGAUCAGAUUUCCGUACCGGCUCGACUCGAGCCCUUCGCUCUGUGGCGCUCCUGGAAUGGAGCUCUCGUGCUCGGGCAACGACACCGUCCUAGUGCUUCCACAUGCAGGAUCUUUCAACGUGACUACGAUCGACUACCUUUACAGUGAAAUCACGAUCAAGCUGGGAGGUUCAUGUUUACAUGGCUUGACGGGACAACCGGGAUCCCUCAGUCUAACGUCGUCAGCGUAUCCACCAUGGGAUGGUCAGGGCAUCAUCUCGCUGGGCUGCCCGAGAAAAUGGACACCAGACGACGACUAUGAUGCCGCCGGCCCUAUCUCUUGCCUUAACACUGCAUCGCAGUUUGUUUAUCUGGUCGACGGGGAUGCUCCUGCUGCCGGUCUCCCUUCGUAUUGUUGGGUGAUCACAUUCGAUCUUAGAAUUCCCUUCCGACGUAGGACCAAAUUCGAUUUUAAUUCGGCGGAAACGGCGGCCGCCUUCAAGGAAAGUGUGGCCGAUUUCAUAGCGCAGGGCGAGGUGACUCUAUGGUGGUCUGUUCCUCCAAUAACUGAUAACUGCACCCAAUGCGAAGAGGCAGGAAAGUACUGUGGAUUCAGCGUGGCGACCAACCAAACAUUCUGCCAACAUGGCCGAAAUGUCAAGCUCAUCGCAGCAACAUCUUCCGCCGCAUUUGUUAUACUUUUGUUGCUUGUUGUAAUCUUAGUCUACUUCUAUACACGAUCCAAAAAGGAAAAGGAAAUACGUUUGAAGGUGGAGAAAUUCCUCGCGUCGUACAAAGCCAUAAAACCGACGCGCUACACCUUCUCGGAGCUUAAGAAGGUUACUAAAAGGUUCAAGAAUAAGUUGGGCCAAGGUGGUUUCGGAAGCGUCUACAAGGGCGAGUUAACAAAUGGAAUUCCUGUCGCGGUAAAGAUGCUUGCGAGAUCGAAGUGGGACGGUCGAGAGUUCACCAACGAAGUCGCGACCAUCGGACGAAUUCACCAUUUCAAUGUCGUUCGCUUGUUGGGAUUUUGCUCGGAAGGAACCACACAUGCGCUUAUAUACGAGUUCAUGCCAAAUGAAUCACUAGAGAAGUACAUCUUCUCUAAAAGUAGGACUACCAUUCAAGAGCCACUAAAGAUGGAGAAAUUGUUAGAGAUCGCAACAGGAAUUGCUCGGGGGAUCGAGUAUCUGCAUCAAGGGUGCAAUCAACGCAUUCUGCACUUUGACAUCAAGCCUCACAACAUUUUAUUGGAUCGCAAUUUCAACCCUAAGAUAUCCGACUUUGGUCUCGCGAAGCUGUGCUCGAGAGAUCAAAGCAUUGUUACGAUGACCGCGGCGAGGGGCACGAUGGGCUACAUCGCGCCGGAGAUGUAUUCGAGAAACUUCGGAGCGGUGUCUUACAAAUCGGACGUGUACAGUUUCGGAAUGCUGGUGAUGGAAAUGGUCGGCGGGAGGAGGAACGCCGAUCCUCGAAUUGAGAACCAAAGUGAGUUUUAUUUUCCGGAGUGGAUUUAUGAUCAACUGGUGAAUGGGCAAGACAUUGGGCCGGCGAUAGAGAUAGCAAAUACGAGUGAAACAGAGAUUGCGAAAAAACUUGCCGUCGUGGCGUUGUGGUGCAUACAAUGGGAUCCGAGGGAUCGGCCGUCGAUGACGAGAGUCGUGCAGAUGCUGAUCGGCGAUUCGCAGAACUUGCCAAUGCCACCGACACCAUUUGUGUCCUCACCAGGUCAAGAUGCAGUUAUCACAGCUCCAAAUUAAUGAAGUAUAGGAGCAUUAAUUGUCCGGUCCCUAGCUAGCUACCUUUUGAACAUCAAGUAUUCGAGCUGAUAGUUAUUUUGUAUCUAAUUAUACUUGUUUCAUUUUCCUUUUUACAAGCAAUAUUCGAACCUAGCUAGAUCAUAGUGCUCAGGAGAAGGGUACCUAUGGUCAAUUAUGUUAAGAUAUUGUGGUGGUCUAAUCUAAGUUUUGCU